Messenger RNA from Neogale vison (American mink), 4226 nucleotides. RefSeq names its product cysteine rich secretory protein LCCL domain containing 2 (gene CRISPLD2). The transcript has 15 exons. The coding region runs from base 183 to 1682 and encodes 499 amino acids. The record is from RefSeq and is a predicted model, not a curated record. Lineage: Eukaryota; Metazoa; Chordata; Mammalia; Carnivora; Mustelidae. Gene Ontology annotation, cellular component: extracellular region.
CCGCUGUGCCGGCCCGCUGUGCCGACAGUGUCCCCCGUGUGCGCGCUGCUGCCGCUGCACGACCCGGGAGAGACGCCGGCGUGGUGGUGAUUGGAGAGCCGCGCGGAGGCCUCCCACGCCCCAGCGCUGCCUCGGGAGCCCAGCCUGCUUGUCACCCCCGUCCUCGUGACCUGCGUGGCACCAUGAGCUGCGUCCUGAACAGAGUCGUCCCCUUGGGGCUGGUGCUCCUGGUCUGCGGAGCCCAAGGCGUUUUCCUGCCCAACAUCACUCAGUUGGAGAAGCUGCUCAGCAAAUACCAGCAGGACAAGCCGCACUCCCGGGUCCGGAGGGCCAUCCCCAGCUCGGACAGGGAGGAGAUCCUCAUGCUUCACAACAAGCUCAGGGGCCAGGUGUACCCCCCGGCCUCCAACAUGGAGUACAUGACUUGGGACGAGGAGCUGGAGCGGUCGGCGGCGGCGUGGGCUCACGAGUGCAUCUGGGAGCAUGGGCCCACCAGUCUGCUGGUGUCCAUCGGGCAGAACCUGGCUGUCCACUGGGGCAGGUACCGCUCUCCCGGCUUCCACGUGCAGUCCUGGUAUGACGAGGUGAAGGACUACACCUACCCCUACCCCCACGAGUGCAACCCCUGGUGUCCGGAGAGGUGCUCUGGGCCCAUGUGCACCCACUACACACAGAUAGUCUGGGCCACCACCAACAAGAUUGGCUGUGCUGUGAACACCUGCCAGAGGAUUAACGUUUGGGGAGAUGUUUGGGAGAAUGCGGUCUACCUCGUCUGCAAUUACUCUCCAAAGGGGAACUGGAUCGGAGAAGCCCCGUACAGAACCGGCCGGUCCUGCUCCGAGUGCCCGCCCAGCUACGGGGGCGGUUGUAAGAACAACCUGUGUUACCGAGAAGAGACGUUGACGUCCAGCCCCAAGCCGGAAACCGACGAGAUGAACGAGGUGGAGGUGGCCCCCGUUCCCGAGGACAAGCACGUCUGGGUCCAGCCGAGGGUGGUCAGACCCUCGAAGCCCAAGAAGGCGCCCACCGUGAGCUACAUGACCCAGGUUGUCCGGUGUGACACGAAGAUGAAGGACAAGUGUAAAGGGUCCACGUGCAACAGGUACCAGUGCCCCGCGGGCUGUCUGAACAACCAGGCCAAGGUCUUCGGAACUCUCUUCUACGAAAGUUCGUCCAGCAUAUGCCGGGCUGCCAUUCACUACGGAAUCCUGGACGCCAACGGUGGCCUGGUGGACGUCACCAGGAACGGGAAGGUCCCCUUCUUCGUCCGGUCUGCGAGGAAUGGCGUGGAGUCUCUGAGCAAAUACAAGCCUUCCAGCUCCUUCGUGGUGUCAAAAGUAAAAGUGCAGGACGUGGACUGUUACAGCACCGUCGCUCAGCUCUGCCCGUUCGAGAAGGCGGGGACCCACUGCCCCAGAGUUCGGUGUCCAGCACACUGCAAAGACGAGCCAUCCUACUGGGCUCCUGUGUUUGGAACUAACAUCUAUGCAGACAGUUCAAGCAUCUGCAAGACGGCCGUGCACGCGGGAGUCAUCCAGAACGAGAGCGGGGGUUACGUGGACCUGAUGCCCGUGGAUAAAAAGAAGGCCUACGUGGGCUCGCUCAGUAACGGAGUCCAGUCCGAAAGCCUGAGGACCCCUCGAGACGGAAAGGCCUUCCGGAUCUUUGCUGUCAGGCAGUGAAUAUCCAGUGCCGGGGAGAAGGGGGCGUGCGUCUUCAAGAGGGCUUCCGAGUUUUGCUUUUUAUUUUUAUUUUGUCAUUUUGGGGGGUGGGGGGUUGGGCUGGGGAUAUAGAGAGGCAGGAAACGUCCUUUGAAUGGUGUUCAGUGUCACACUCUCUGUGCCUUUGUCUCGCAGCCUCCUGGGGUCCCGGCCUGGUCCUGCUGGGGCCGGGGGUCUCCAUCUGUGCGCCCUCUCCUCAUGGGCGGUCACCGAGGCGUUCCUCCCCGGUGCUCCUCAGUGGGCAGGGAGAAGGUUCCAGGCCCACAGAGAUGGCAGGACUCGGAGCUCACGCCUGGGGGAGGCACGCAAAGGGUGGGAAGAGGCAGAGUGAGCGCCGGAAAGGCGAGUUUCAGGAAUGGAGUAGAAGGUGGUUAUUUAAAAACUUUGAAAACACAGUCCGUCCCUACCUAUGGAGAAAAAUGGGUGUGACGUUUGCUGGUCAGACACAUGGGCUGGAACCAGGAGGACUGGGGCAGCGAGGCCUGGACCCCGCCCUGGCCCCCCGUCCGUGCCGGCACCCCGCCUCCCGCGGGCUGGUUCUGUACGCAGCAGUGCUGGCUUACUUAGAGCUCCUCAGUAACUCCCGAGAUGUAUCUCUUGUCUUCGUCCUUCCUUUUGUCCACGUGGCCCGUCUGCCUGCUGUCGUGACCUUUGGUCUCCUUGAGGACAAAUGAACCAGGAUCCUUUCUGGGCCCUGUCCCUCCCCCUGUGACUCCAGGCCCAGCCCAGCCUGGGUUAUGCAUCACCUUCCCUGCCAGGGUCUUUGCUUUGCGAGCGGUUCUGUUGGCAAACCACCCCCUCCCAACUUGGUUUUUUUUUUUUGCUCCAACUCACGGUUUCUGUUGGUUCCACUGAGGCAUCUAAGAACAGCCAAAGGAGGGCUGUUUUCUUGCUGCUUUCCAAAAGCAGCGGUGGACUAUGCGGUCCCCCUGCAUCGGCUGACCUAGUUUCUAGCCACGGGGGGAAGGGAUUCCUGAGUACAUUCCUCGCCCAGGUUAGCCGCUCUGGGAAGAGGAACCGUUUGUGGUUACGAAACCCUCCUGCGGUGUAACAGCAAGAGACAGAAACACUCUGGAAGGGUUUCUCUUCCUGUUUUUGUCGAACACGUCUUGCCAAAUGGCUCCGAGGAGCUCGGUGCUCUCUGGGUCCCGCUUUAUAAAAGUACUUGAGGAGCCCAGACCCGAAACCCACAGUGAAACAAAAUACCUUUUUGUAAAUAGCAUUGCUUUGCAGAGGCUAAAAUCUCUCACUUUCGUGAACACCGGGUCUACAUCUGAUUUCACCCUCCCUCGAAAUAUUUCAAAGGCAAAGGAACUAACAGACGGUUUAAAAAAACAACAACAACAACAACAAAAAAAAACCAAACCAAACUAAACAAAACCACAGACAGAGCCAGACUAAGAUGGUCCGCACAAGGAAGUCUACCUGGGGAAGUGAGCCCGGUGUGCUGUCCGGAACAUCUCUCUCUCCAGCACACACUCCAGGUAAACAGCUUCCCUCCGCCACCUUUAGGAACUGGGGAAAGGCCAUGCAAACCUUUGCUCCCCGGAACUGGAAUGAGCAGACCCGUCCCUCUUUGGUGCACGCUGGGCUCGUAGUAAUCCGUAGGUUUUGACGAUUCAGUCCCAAAUGCUAGAGCACAAGAAUUCGGUCAGCCUGUUGCUUGCAUAUCUAGUUACAGCCCAAAGAUCUGAGUCCUUGGAAACUUCUGGACUCUAGGUGGUGUGCUGCUGGACGCUUGUUUCCUCAACCUCUUCUCGGCCACCAGGCUGUCACGGCCCGUGGCUCUGUCGAGACUGCAGGGUUGGGGCUUUUGGAAUUCGCGACUGUCCAGGGGCUCUUUCCGGAAGCAUCCUUCCUGAGGGAGAAUCUGAGAUGUCUGGGGUGAGAGGUCCCCGUCCUGGUCAACUCGAGGGCCCGGUCGCCGGACGCCCCCGCAGCCGCCGGGCUCACAGGAUCAGCAGAGCAAGGCCCGGCCGGAACGCAUGCUCCUGUCCGUACUCUGCACCGUCGUGCUCCGGGAACCGUUUUUCUCCCGAAAGUGGAAACAAGGCCACAAAGCCCAAGCCCCUGUAACCGGAGACCACCUCUCAUUCUGUCCGUCGACAGGACCCGUCGUGUCCUCGGCACGUGACCCACACGGAAAGCUGGUAAAUCAGGCCAACACUGUCUCUGGGUCUCUUGGCCCCAAAAUGAAAUGUCCUCGCUUCCUUCAGAUUUCUGCCCCAUCCCGUUCUGGUCGUUUAUGUGGUCUGUAGGCUCACGCAGCCCGCAGCUGACAUGUGUGCUUUUUUCUAUGAAAAAUGAUGUAUUUUACUACUUCCUGUGUACAAAAAUUUACUGUAAGUGUGUGUGUGUGUGUGUGUGUGUGUGCACACGCUUCUCACGAACGGGGACCGCGUUGCUGUCGUUUCAAUAAAACCCGUUCGAUUUCUAAAGUGUUUCCGUGACGUAUCUUUUUUGGACAAACCUGAACAGUUUGUGAAAUAAAACGUUUAAAAGCUC